Messenger RNA from Gastrolobium bilobum, 1074 nucleotides. RefSeq names its product gibberellin 20 oxidase 2-like. The transcript has 3 exons. The coding region runs from base 1 to 1074 and encodes 357 amino acids. Gene Ontology annotation, biological process: gibberellin biosynthetic process; response to light stimulus; flower development. The record is from RefSeq and is a predicted model, not a curated record. NCBI's taxonomy places the organism in Eukaryota, Viridiplantae, Streptophyta, Magnoliopsida, Fabales, Fabaceae. Gene Ontology annotation, molecular function: gibberellin 20-oxidase activity.
AUGGAUUCAUAUCUCUUGUUGUCUGAACUUCAAGGGCAUCCCGAAGUGCCAUCAAAUUUCAUUUGGCCAAAGGAGUACCUAGUGGACGCCCAUGAAGAGCUCCAAGCACCAUUGGUGGAUCUUGAUGGGUUUCUCAAAGGGAACGAUGAGAACACACAACAUGCAGCUAAGCUCAUAACUGGAGCUUGCUUGAACCAUGGUUUCUUCCAAGUGAUCAACCACGGUGUUGAUCCACACCUCAUUAGCGAUGCAUAUAAGCAAAUGGACACUUUUUUCAAACUCCCAAUUCACAAGAAAUUGAGCAUUUCUAAAACACCCGGUUCCAUGUGGGGCUAUUCUGGUGCUCAUGCUGACCGAUUCUCCUCCAAACUCCCAUGGAAGGAAACCCUCUCUUUCCCAUACCAUGACAACACCUUAGAGCCUGUUGUCACAAACUACUUUAACUCCACCUUAGGAGAAGAGUUUGAAGAAGCUGGAGUAACAUUCCAGAAGUACUGUAAAGCUAUGAAGCAGUUGGGGGUGAAGCUGACGGAGCUAUUAGCAAUAAGCUUAGGCGUGGAUAGAAUGCAUUUCAGGGACUUGUUUGAAGAUGGUUGCUCCAUCAUGAGAUGCAACUAUUACCCAUCUUGCAAACAACCAAGACUUGCACUCGGAACAGGACCACAUUGUGACCCAACGUCUAUAACCAUUCUUCACCAAGAUCAAGUUGGAGGGCUUGAUGUAUUUUCAGACAACAAAUGGCAGACGGUUAAACCUCGUCCUGACACCCUUGUAGUUAACAUUGGAGAUACCUUCACGGCAUUAUCUAAUGGGAGAUACAAGAGUUGCCUUCAUAGGGCAGUGGUUAACCAGUAUAAGGAGAGAAGGUCUUUGGCAUUUUUUCUAUGCCCCAAAGAAGACAAGGUGGUGAAACCACCAGAAGAUAUUGUUCGAAGGGACGGGACGAAACAGUAUCCAGAUUUUACAUGGUCGGAUUUGCUUGAAUUCACACAAAAGUACUACAGGGCAGACGAAGCUACACUGCCAAACUUCACCACGUGGUUGCUAUCCUCCAAACCACAAACCUUAAGCUAA